Thecamonas trahens ATCC 50062 is the source of this 1120-nucleotide messenger RNA. RefSeq lists its product as uncharacterized. Bases 1 to 843 code for a protein of 280 amino acids. The transcript is spliced from 3 exons. Gene Ontology annotation, cellular component: SAGA complex. The record is from RefSeq and is a predicted model, not a curated record. NCBI's taxonomy places the organism in Eukaryota, Apusomonadida, Apusomonadidae.
AUGAGUGCACCACUGCCCCUGCACAAGGAGGUGUAUCAGGAGCUGCGCAAGCUGGAGAGGCUGCGGCGAGAGGCCGACACAGUGGUGGGCGAGAUCAACAAGCUCCAGGCCGUGGCCGACAAGCAGGGUGGGGUUGCUGCUAUGGAGCCUCGGGCGCUCAACAGGCUCCGCAACUUGUAUGCAGAGCUGGCGCAGCUGCACGAGGCCGAGGUUAUUCUGACCGGAGCAUCGGUGGAGAAGCUGCAAAGUGUGAUCGACACCCACCACAAGGGCGUCAAGACGGCGGCCGAGUUUGACAAAUACACGCCAAACAAGUUGAAGCGGGCCAAGAUGGCCGACACCCGCAUCACCGAGCCGCCGGUUUGGCCGGGCACCGGCACACCACCGGUCCUCUGCGGACGUGUCCGCUGGCCGGCCGACCUGGAAAUCCCGCCCGGGUUUAUGGUUGUUGUCAAGGUCACGCGCGGCCAUGACACGGCGACGUGGAUUUUGGGAACCGUCAUGCGGUACAUUGCGCUCAAGGACAGGUACGAGGUGGAGGAUCUUGACGUCUCGGAUGACUACGACUGCAUCCGCAAAACGCUUAUCCUCCCCUCCAACAUGGUUAUUCCGCUACCGUACGUGGUGCCGUCCAAGUUCAACGAAGACACCGAGUUUGCCAUAGGCGACACCGUGUGCGCUCUCUACCCGCUCACAACAUCGUUUUACCCGGCCCGUGUGCUCAACGUCCCGUCACAGACCGGAAAUGGCAAGUACACCCUCAAGUUUGAGGACGACAACCGCAACCACCACAUCAACUGGCGCUUUGUCCUCCACAACCCGGACAUGUACUACACCGCCUAACUUGCCUCGGCAAGCUUGGCUGCCAGCCACGACGCCAGGCGGUCGGCUGAGAGUGCCUCGAGCUCGUACUUGCGGCCCAGCGCUUGCUGGCUCUCUAUCCGCGCUCGCCACGCCGCGGGCAUGAGCUUGGCAAGCAGCCGGCUCCGCAGCAGGCCGGCAAGUUUGCCGGUGUCGGCCCGCGUCAGCGGCUCGCCACCGCACCCGCGCUCAUCUAGCACCGGGUCGUCGGCAUGGAGGCCAAGCCAAUGCCACACCGUCGCCGCCGGCGCCACCAAAU